AUGACUCUUAAAUGCCAAUUUUGUGCGGCCGCACUACCCGCUCACUUCUUGGCCGAAUAUGGCGACCGCCACUCCGGCCACUACCCGGAUGGUGGCACGUCUAGGGUCCCUACGCUGCCACGCCCUCGCAAUCCCCAGGGCGCCGGAGAUGCUCGACCGACGGCCCUCCAGAUCAUACAAGAUGAGGGCGUGCAAGGCAAGCUGGCAGGUAAGGUGAUUGUCAUCGCCGGCGCCACAUCGGGCAUCGGUGUUGAGACCGCCCGAGCCUUGAAGGCCACGGGAGCCACGCUGCUACUCACGGACGCGCAACCUGGCCAGGGCCCAGAAGAACCUUGCCGGCAUUCUCGAGCCCGGCCGCGUCUCCCUCGUCGAGAUGGACUGGACUCCUUCAGGAGCAUCCGUGCCGGGCCACUCAACAUCCUCAUCAACAGCGUGGGCCUGCUAAAACCGGCUCUGCUAGCCAGCGUAACAGUCGAUUUGGACUUCCAUUCUCGCGUGGUCGUGGUGUCCUCGUCGGCGCACCGCGCGUGCACACUGCCGGCCAGCGACAACUACAGCUUCGAACAGGGCGGUUACAACCCCAAGACGGCCUACAACAACGCCCAAGCUGGCGGCGGUGUCUUGAAGUCUCCGGAGCAGGGCGCCGCGACGACCGUGUGGGCUGCCCUGGAAGACGUCGCGGAAGCGGAGCGGGCCGAGAACGACGGUCAGGUCUUUGGAGAAAAGGACCGCCUGUGGAGAGACUCGUUGAAGAUGGUCGGUUUGGAGGGCGAGGCUUGA
Messenger RNA from Parathielavia appendiculata, 780 nucleotides. RefSeq lists its product as uncharacterized. Bases 1 to 780 code for a protein of 259 amino acids. Lineage: Eukaryota; Fungi; Ascomycota; Sordariomycetes; Sordariales; Chaetomiaceae. The record is from RefSeq and is a predicted model, not a curated record. The transcript is spliced from 7 exons.